Molecule: messenger RNA, 745 nt
Organism: Condylura cristata (star-nosed mole)
Lineage: Eukaryota; Metazoa; Chordata; Mammalia; Eulipotyphla; Talpidae
Gene: FABP3
Product: fatty acid binding protein 3, muscle and heart
Exons: 4
Coding region: 77-478 (133 amino acids)
Biological process (GO): fatty acid transport
Cellular component (GO): cytosol; nucleus
Molecular function (GO): fatty acid binding
Source: RefSeq, a predicted model, not a curated record
GGGCUGGGAGCCGCCGGUCCGAGAGUCCCAGCACGCCUGCCCGUCACCUUCUUUCCUAGUCUAGCACAGCCUCACCAUGGUGGACGCCUUCGUGGGCACCUGGAAGCUCGUGGACAGCAAGAAUUUCGAUGACUACAUGAAGUCACUGGGUGUGGGUUUUGCCACCAGACAGGUGGCCAACAUGACCAAGCCCACCACAAUAAUUGAAGUGAAUGGGGAAGUUGUCACCCUAAAAACACAUAGCACCUUCAAGAACACGGAGAUCAGCUUCAAGCUCGGGGUGGAGUUUGAUGAGACGACAGCAGAUGACAGGAAGGUCAAGACCAUUGUGACACUGGAUGGAGGCAAACUUGUGCAGGUACAGAAGUGGGACGGGCAAGAGACAACACUUGUGCGGGAGCUGUCUAAUGGAAAACUCAUUCUGACACUCACCCAUGGCAGUGCAGUCAGUGUUCGCACGUACGAGAAAGAGGAAUGACCUGCUGGCGCCUUCACUGACAGUCACUCUGCCAAUUGGCUACCGCUGGACUCAGACUGCCUUUUUAAUUCUGGCAUUUUGUAUAAAUCCACCUCAAUUUAUACUGGAGCAUUCUUCUGGGGUCAGUUGCCACCAGCAUGGAUCUAGUUCCAGUUCCUAUUAUGUAUGUUUGUUUUUUUUUUUUUUUAAACUGCACCCAAAGGGUGUUCUGAGGUCAAUAAACAAAGCCAAGGCCAGCCAGUUGCCUUUUUGCCUUUGGUGACACAA